GAGAAUUCUGCAUGCCGGACACGUGGUAGCGAACCGUGAGGAGUUUUACGGGUCUGCAGGCUAGAAGAGUUGGGAGGUUUGCGGGACCUAGAGGAAUCCCUUAAGAUGAAGCUGAGUCUUACCAAGGUAGUUAAUGGCUGUCGCCUAGGAAAAAUAAAAAACCUGGGCAAAACAGGGGACCGCACCAUGGACAUCCCAGGCUGCCUUCUGUACACCAAGACUGGCUCUGCCCCACACCUGACCCAUCACACACUGUGUAAUAUCCAUGGGGUUCCUGCCAUGGCUCAGCUUACACUGUCAUCCCUGGCAGAAUAUUAUGAAGUCUUGACAGAAUAUAAGGAAGGAGUUGGAAAAUUUAUAGGUAUGCCAGAAUCGCUCUUGUACUGCUCCCUGCACGAUCCAGUCAGCCCCUGCCCAGCUGGUUAUAUAACAAACAAGUCUGUGUCUGUGUGGGGUGUUGGAGGACGAGUGGAAAUGACUGCCUCCAAGUUCAUGGCAAUUCAGCAGGCCUUUCAGCCAGACUGGUUCCAGUGCCUCUCAGAUGGAGAGGCAUCUUGUGAGGAAGCAACUUCCUUAAAAAGGGCAAGAAAGUCUGUUGACCGAUCACUUCUAUUCCUAGAUAACUGUCUGCGGCUACAGGAAGAGUCAGAGGUGCUUCAGAAAAGUGUGAUCAUUGGAGUGAUUGAAGGUGGAGACGUGAUGGAGGAGAGGCUGAGAUCAGCACGAGAGACAGCCAAGCGGCCUGUAGGUGGCUUCCUUCUGGAUGGCUUUCAAGGGAAUCCAACGACCCUGGUGACUAGACUGCACUUGCUGUCAUCAGUCACUGCAGAGCUGCCGGAGGACAAACCAAGGCUCAUCUGUGGUGUUAGCCGACCAGAUGAGGUGCUUGAGUGUAUUGAGAGAGGAGUGGACUUAUUUGAGAGUUUUUUCCCUUAUCAAGUGACAGAGCGGGGAUGUGCCCUAACUUUCAGCUUCGAUUACCAGCCAAAUCCUGAAGAGACAUUAUUACAACAAAAUGGGAUACAAGAAGAAAUAAAAUAUGUGGAUCAAAUAAAAAAAAUUAAAACAACUGGAUGCAAUGAAGAAAUGACAUCAUUUGAAAUUAAUCUGAAGGAAAAAAAGUACCAGGAAGACUUUCACCCAUUGGUGAGAGGGUGUUCCUGUUACUGCUGUAAGAAUCACACUCGUGCAUACAUCCACCAUCUGCUGGUCACUAAUGAGCUGCUGGCCGGAGUCCUCCUUAUGAUGCACAACUUUGAACACUACUUUGGGUUUUUCCACUCCAUCCGGGAAGCACUAAAAAGUGACAGACUGGCAAAGUUGAAAGAGCUCAUCUGCAGGCAAGCAUCUUGAGACCUGGAAAAUACAAGUCUGACUCUUCACGUUGAGCUUGUACCACUGUUAUAACAUGGGAAGAAGCAAAGAAGAAAUGAUCUUAGCUUUAAUCAUUUAAUUAGUUUGGAAAUAAGGUCUGCUGAAAUAGAGAACAUCUGUACUAAACUGCCCACAUAAGGGUGAAGAGAUUUCUUUUAAGGACUUAAAUAACAUGGAUAGAGCAGAAAGAAAUGAACCAUGACCUUUAAAAUUACUAGGUUAUCUAGGCAAUAGAGAUUCAUUUAGUCAAAGACAAAAGCUUUAGAUGUGGGUGAUGAAGUGGGAGUGAAGAGCUUCUGAGGGACCACUGGGUUGGAUUGGGGCUUGAUAGCAGAUGACUGUUCAUGAGUAGCAUGACCUCUGUGGACACAGGCCUGUUGACUGGAGAAGGAAUCUGGCUGAGUUGAGGGUUUUCUGUAUUUUGAUCUUCAUACUCUCAGGGGGCUCUUUUGGAUACUUUUUACCUUCACACUGCCCUGGCAAUGUAAUCAGUCACAGUGUCUCUUGUGUCCAGGCUCUUACAUCCCUGGAAUGUGGGGCUCAAACACUCCUAUGAUCAGUUGGCCCAGGUCACACUCCUUCAUUUGACCACAUGAUCUAUUUAUAACUUGUCUUCCUAGAGCCAGUGCAAUUGCCUUUUAGGCGCCAAAUUUUGCCGAGCUGCUUUCAUCACAUCAUACAGAUCCACUCUGAUCUGUCCCCCAACCUCAACUAUAGUCUAACCACAAAUGACUGUAGCCCUCUCACUUGUGGAGAUUUGUUCACAGUAUGUGCACUUGGACGGAGCCCUGGGCUGGCAAUUACAGGAUUGGUUUCUGUCCUACUCAUUGUGACACCUGGGCAAGUCACUUAACCUUUCCCUGCCCAUUUCCUCCUAAAUAAAUGGGGAUGGCCAUAAUGGAUAGGACUGAAUGAAUUUCUAAGAUUCUGUCUAGCUCUAAAGUUUGAGGAACAAAAAGUUUUAGAUUAGAGCCAUAGCCUUACUUGUUAUUCUUAUGUAUUAAUCACUAAUGGCCAGAUGAAAAACAAAGUGGCGCCAGGAGACUGGCAACAGUAGAGAUAUUUGAGAGCUUAAAAAGAGGUUUGGGGGCCGGCCCUGUGGCGCACUUGGGAGAGUGCAGCGCUUGGGAGCUCAGCGGUGCUCCCGCCGCGGGUUCGGAUCCUAUAUAGGGAUGGCUGGUGUGCUCACUGGCUGAGCGUGGUGCGGACGGCACCAAGCCAAGGGUUGCGAUCCCCUUACCGGUCACAAAAAGGACAAAAAAAAAAAGAGGUUUGGUCUGUGGAUUUUGAAGUGGUUGGUGAACUGGCAUCAGCAGAUCCUGAGGCUGGGGGGUCCUUCCUAGGCCAUGUCUGAUUCUAUGAUUUUUUUCUGCUCAUGCCAAAGGAGUGACAUUUUUGUUGAUGGUAUAACAUAAUUUUUAUUUUCUUUGUGCUUUUCUAUAUUUGUCAAGUUUUCUAUAAGGAAUAUACAUACAUGCACGUGCACACACAUAGUUUUUGUAAAAACAAUAACAAAACCAAACAGAUACCUCUUUUUGUAGGGAUAAGAAAUACAUUUGUUUAUACUCAUACUGUAUUGUGCUGUUCAAAAUUUAGUGGGCAUUACUGAACACUAUAAUUAUGUGGUUUUUAUAUUUUUAUGUGUCAGGAGCCUAUCUAUAAGGUUUUCUUUUUAGUUGUAUUGGAAUUGGAAUGUCCAGGACUUUUCAAAAUUAAAGAAUUCAUUAAAGGCAAGGAGUACUUAUGGAAGGCAGAGUUUCUGUUCUCAAGGAUCUGAUUGUUUUGAAAUGGAUUGGGCUUUUUCAUAUGUUCAUAUUUCUGUUCAAUGCCAAACCCAUUGUUGAGGGAAUAAAUAUCUGUAAAUAUCCCAGAAUCCAUAUAAAAUUUAUGAGUUUUGUUAUGUGUAAAACACUGAAAAUUCUGUCCCACAUUGUUCAGUUUCCUGGGUCUUU
Cynocephalus volans (Philippine flying lemur) is the source of this 3326-nucleotide messenger RNA. RefSeq names its product queuine tRNA-ribosyltransferase accessory subunit 2 (gene QTRT2). Gene Ontology annotation, molecular function: tRNA-guanosine(34) queuine transglycosylase activity. Lineage: Eukaryota; Metazoa; Chordata; Mammalia; Dermoptera; Cynocephalidae. Bases 106 to 1353 code for a protein of 415 amino acids. The transcript has 9 exons. The record is from RefSeq and is a predicted model, not a curated record.